ACAGAAUUUUGGAAUUCAAAUUUGGAGUCAUACAGAAUUAUGACCCGAAACCUUCAAUUUUGGAAACAAAAAAUGGAAAAGAAGAAUUUUGAAACUUCCCCUCAAUUUAUUCUUACUGCUGAAGCAUUAUUAUAAUAUAUAAAUCAGUUGGUGAGCUGGCAACAAAUAUUGAAGGUUCUGGUACAGAAGAUGAAUCAAAAGAUGUUGUUAAUUAUACGAAAAUACUCAAAAUGGUAUUCCAUCAUUACCUGGGACUUUAAAGUUUUACUUUUCUUUUCGUAAACGAACUUUGUUCAUUGCUUUAAACAAGGAGUCUGAAAUCUAGCUUAGAAAUUUUUAAAGCUAUGUGGUCUGUUGUUAAAGAAAAACUUCACUCAGCAAGAUAUUUCCAACGAUAUACUCGAUAUUCGUAGUUAACUAAUUAGGUACUGAGUUUUCAUUCAUGAGUUUAUUAAGAUUACCCGAGGUUAAAAAUAAAUUCCAGAAUGUUAAAAUCGGAUGGACAUCUCAAUCAGGCGAAGUGUCAUUCCAUUGUGGUGGCACCUUGAUUUCCGAAAAGUUUGUCCUUUCUGCUGCUCAUUGUAUGGAAUACGAACGUCCCUUGUACAGGAGCCAACCGGAUGUAGUAAGGAUUGCUGAACGUUAUAGUGAGGGUAGAAUAAUUGGAGAAGACAUUAAAAUUUCUAAUAUAAAUAAACAUGUCUUGUAUGGCGAACUGGACAUGUAUGAUGAUAUUGCACUCAUUGAACUGGAAGAAAAAUCAAAAAAUCGACCUGCAUGUCUUUGGAUUGGACCAGAACUACCAACAACAGAAUUAUUUGCCGUUGGACAUGAUUUGAGAAAUCUUGGAAAACAGCAAGUGAUGAGUCUUAAAUUUGUGAAUAGUGCCGAUUGUGAUCGGAGAUAUUCUCCAUCACGGAAACUUCCAAAUGGAAUAAUUGAAUCUCAAUUCUGUGCCGGAAGUUCAAAUAUAACGGAAGGUGAAAAAUGCAAAGGUCACAUUGGCGGUCCACUUUUGACUCAAAUGGCAGAAUUUCCAAACGAAGUUUAUGUUGUUGGUUUAACAAACUAUGGGCAACGAUGCGCUUCAACUAACUUCCCAAAUAUUUAUACAAAAAUAUCAUUCUACAGAGAUUGGAUAUUGGAAGAUUUUAAAGGAAAUUGAAUUUUGUACCUACUGAAUUACGUUAAAAGUGCAUUAAAAACUGGACACAAAUAAAAGCCAA
Molecule: messenger RNA, 1226 nt
Organism: Episyrphus balteatus (marmalade hoverfly)
Lineage: Eukaryota; Metazoa; Arthropoda; Insecta; Diptera; Syrphidae
Product: serine protease snake-like
Exons: 6
Coding region: 443-1165 (240 amino acids)
Biological process (GO): proteolysis
Molecular function (GO): serine-type endopeptidase activity
Source: RefSeq, a predicted model, not a curated record